AUGAACCUGACUUAUACGUACCGGAUGACGAUGAAUUUUAUCAGAAGUUUCUGCGGCCUUGUAAAUGGUAUCCAAAAAGUGCCUUCGAACUGGUAAGGAUAACUCCAUUCAAAACACGUUUAUUUAUUGUUACUGAAAUUUUAUUUUGUCUUUGUAAUAGAUACCUGUGCAAUUUCAUAUUUUUCUGAACCAAAGUGAGGAUUAAACAGAAAUCUCUUUCGCUCGUUCAAACUAUAAUAACAAAUACUUUGCUAUACUAUAAUAACAAAUACUUUUAAAUUACAUAAAACUUGUAAUAUACUUGUCGUUUUACAUAUUUAAAUUUUUCACAAAGAAAGAAAUUGUUAGAAAAUUUCUCACAAGCUUGUUACAAUUUUAUAUUUUAUUUCACAAUAACUCUAAGCGACAUGAAUAGCACAGUUAAAAUGCAUCAACUAAAAAAUUACAUCAACAGUUGUACCAUUUAUUUUGAAAGUGGUGUAAAGUCCAUUUUCUUUUUACUCCGAGAUAUUGAAGCGUUUACGUUCCGGUUAAGCCAAUUCCAAUCAGCAACGAAAUUUCAAUGAACAUUUUAAGAUUUAAAUUACAAGUUACUUCCAAAUAAAAACUUUCUAUUUUUUAUUUUUUUUAAUUUUUUUAUUUUCUCAGUUUCUUCGAAAAAAUACACUUGCACCACUUCCAAGAGAAAUGAUCCAGUUAUUGUAUAUUGUAUAUUGAUUGUCACAAGAAGAUGCUUUCAAGCUAUCAUCUUCAAAUUGAAUGAAGCUUCUGCUGAUCGAAAAUCAUUUUAUUAAUUCCACAGAUGAAAAGGUUUUACAAAUUCAAGUUGAACAAUCCACGCUACUGCCUUAAUCUCGUACCUAGCAAUGAGAAGAAGGUACUCUCCUCGGACAUAGUGAUACCGUUGUCAAAUCGCACGGCGGAUGGUUGUAGAUUGUUGCUGAUCAACUGUGGAAAAACAUGGAACCCAAAGGUCAUCACCACCGAUGAAAUCUUUCGAGCGGUCAUACUGUCAAUGGAAGCGGCCAUAGCUGAACCCAGGACACAA
Molecule: messenger RNA, 1048 nt
Organism: Heterotrigona itama
Lineage: Eukaryota; Metazoa; Arthropoda; Insecta; Hymenoptera; Apidae
Source: the annotation of a GenBank genome assembly